Closterium sp. NIES-67 is the source of this 936-nucleotide messenger RNA. Lineage: Eukaryota; Viridiplantae; Streptophyta; Zygnematophyceae; Desmidiales; Closteriaceae. The record is from the annotation of a GenBank genome assembly.
GGCAUAGCAUAUGCCUAUAUUUCUCCUGCUCCCACAACCUGCUCCCACAUAUUACGUAGUAGUUCAUGACGUAUAGAUUCCGUUGUCGAUUACGUAGUACGUUCAAAAUUACGGCCCGCGCUUCACGAGCAGUAGUUCAAUCUCUGCAGCAGAAGCACCUUUAGUCAGAUAGACCCCUUUCGGGUUCACGCGCCGUUUCUCGACGUUCAUUCGCUCCUUCAUCCCUCGGACUCGCCUCAGGAGGGAUACUCUUCUCAGCAAUGGAGCUUCGACGCCUCUUCCCCAUUCUGGUCCUGCUCCUCGUCUCCGCCUCGCUCCUCCACCCCGUCUCUUCCGCCCGGAACUUCCCGUCCCAGGCAAAAGGCCGCUCCAAUUCCCCAAGGCAACUCGACUGCAGCAAGACGUCUUGGCCCGAGGUGCUGGGAAUGACGGGUGAGGAGGCUCGCGAUUACAUCCAGGCGGCCGUGCCGCAGUGCAACUGGACCAUCGAAAUCAUCCCGUUUGGGGCUUUCGUCACCAUGGAUUAUCGCAGCGAUCGCAUUCGCAUUUUUGAGGACGAAAACGGAAAAGUUACGACUGCUCCCGUUGUUGGGUGAUUUUUAUAACUCGGUACUCGCUUGAAGUAGCACGCUUCUCGUUCGCUAAAAUAGUUGCACACAUAACUGUAGAUAUCAAGGCCUUGCUGUGCUUGAUUGAAUCGCAUCCGCAUUUUCGAGGACGAAGACAAGAAAGUCCGGAUGGGCUUCUUCUGUGGUUAAUUGGUGAUGUCCUGGCUGCGAGGAUGGCUGCAGUGCCGUGGCCGAUAUCCCUCUGGAAUUGAUGGCAUGAUUUUUGUAGUGAUUUUUCUUACACUCAUUGUAGUGAUCUUUUUUAGCUCGACACACGCGCUAGUGAUUUAUUAGUAAUACCGUAACUCCAUUACUUUCGCCAAUAUCU